This is a messenger RNA of Charadrius vociferus (killdeer), 8619 nucleotides long. It is a transcript of the gene UNC79, whose product is annotated as unc-79 homolog (C. elegans). The transcript is spliced from 47 exons. The coding region runs from base 1 to 7380 and encodes 2459 amino acids. Gene Ontology annotation, molecular function: protein binding. Lineage: Eukaryota; Metazoa; Chordata; Aves; Charadriiformes; Charadriidae. The record is from RefSeq and is a predicted model, not a curated record.
AUGAUUUCAACACUAGCUACCUUUCCUCCAUUUCUGCACAAGGAUAUUAUAGAGUAUCUCAGCACAUCCUUUCUGCCUAUGGCUAUAUUGGGAUCCUCAAAAAGAGAAGGUGUUCCAGCACAUGUCAAUCUGUCUGCAUCAUCAAUGCUAAUGAUUGCAAUGCAGUACACAUCAAACCCGGUGUAUCACUGCCAAUUAUUGGAAUGCCUCAUGAAAUAUAAGCAAGAAGUAUGGAAAGAUUUGCUCUAUGUGAUAGCCUAUGGACCAUCUCAAGUUAAACCUCCAGCAGUACAAAUGUUAUUUCACUAUUGGCCAAAUUUAAAACCCCCUGGGGCAAUCAGUGAGUACAGAGGACUGCAGUACACAGCCUGGAAUCCUAUUCAUUGCCAGCACAUUGAAUGCCAUAAUGCGAUUAACAAACCAGCUGUGAAGAUGUGCAUUGACCCAUCUUUGUCUGUGGCUUUGGGUGAUAAGCCACCUCCCCUAUAUCUUUGUGAAGAAUGCAGUCAGAGAAUUGCCGGGGAUCACAGUGAAUGGUUGAUUGAUGUUCUUCUACCACAAGCUGAAAUUUCUGCUAUAUGUCAGAAGAAGAACUGUAGUUCACAUGUCAGAAGAGCUGUUGUCACAUGCUUCUCAGCUGGCUGCUGUGGCCGCCAUGGCAACAGGCCAGUGCGCUAUUGCAAAAGAUGCCAUUCCAAUCAUCACAGCAGUGAAGUUGGGGCAGCUGCAGAAACCCAUCUUUAUCAGACCUCGCCACCCCCCAUCAAUACUCGGGAGUGCGGGGCAGAGGAACUUGUUUGUACUGUGGAAGCUGUGAUCAGCUUGCUGAAGGAAGCAGAGUUUCAUGCUGAGCAGAGAGAGUAUGAACUCAACCGCAGGAGACAGAUGGGCCUCUCCUCUUCCCAUCACUCCCUGGACAACACAGACUUUGAUAAUAAAGAUGAUGACAAGCAUGACCAACGUCUCUUGAGCCAGUUUGGAAUCUGGUUCUUGGUGAGCCUUUGCACUCCCAGUGAGAAUACACCCACAGAGAGUUUAGCAAGGCUGGUUAGCAUGGUAUUUCAGUGGUUUCACUCUACAGCUUACAUGAUGGACGAUGAAGUUGGUAGCCUGGUUGAAAAGCUCAAACCCCAGUUUGUUACCAAGUGGUUGAAGACAGUUUGUGAUGUCCGGUUUGAUGUCAUGGUUAUGUGCCUCCUUCCUAAACCAAUGGAGUUUGCCAGGGUUGGUGGAUACUGGGACAAAUCGUGCAGCGCUGUGACCCAAUUAAAAGAAGGGCUGAAUCGAAUCCUUUGCUUGAUUCCGUACAAUGUGAUAAACCAGCCAGUGUGGGAAUGUAUCAUGCCAGAGUGGUUGGAAGCUAUAAGGACAGAAGUGCCUGAUAAUCAACUGAAAGAGUUCCGGGAAGUGUUGAGCAAAAUGUUUGACAUUGAGCUUUGCCCUCUCCCUUUCUCCAUGGAGGAGAUGUUUGGCUUCAUUAGCUGUCGAUUCACAGGGUAUCCAUCUUCUGUGCAAGAGCAGGCAUUGCUUUGGCUGCAUGUGUUAUCUGAACUAGACAUUGUUGUUCCUCUUCAGUUGCUAAUCAGCAUGUUUUCUGAUGGAGUUAAUUCUGUAAAAGAGUUAGCAAAUCAAAGAAAAUCGAGAGUUGGUGAACUGGCGGGAAGUCUUGCAGCUCGGAGGGUAAGCGUGGCUUCUGAUCCUGGGCGCAGAGUUCAGCAUAACAUGCUGAGUCCUUUCCCAAGCCCCUUCCAGAGCCCAUUUCGGAGUCCACUACGUAGUCCUUUUCACAGCCCUUUCAAGAACUUUGGACACCCCAGUGGAAAGACAAUUGACUUUGACUGUGAAGAUGAUGAAAUGAAUCUUAAUUGCUUCAUUCUGAUGUUUGAUCUCAUCUUGAAGCAGAUGGAACUCCAGGAUGAUGGUGUCACCUUGGGCUUAGAGAACAGCAUUUCGAAAGAUAUAAUAUCCAUCAUAAACAAUGUGUUCCAGGCACCCUGGGGCGGUUCUCACACCUGUCAGAAAGAUGAAAAAGCAGUUGAAUGUGGUCUGUGUCAGUCCAGCAUUCUGUGUUACCAGCUGGGUUUUGAGCUGCUGGAACAGCUUGCUCCGAAAGAAGAAAUCAGACUUGUGGAGCCCACAGAUAACCUCGAGGACAGUCUUCUGUAUACUAGACCUGAGUUUAUUAUAGGAACUGAAGGAGAAGAGGAAGACAAAGUGGCACCAAAACAUGGAGAAAACCCAGGAAAUCACACAGAGACCACAGAAAACACAGCGAUAAAGAAUGACACAGAAAGAAAAUUUUGUUACCAGCAACUUCCAGUUACCUUGAAGCUCAUAUACACUAUAUUGCAGGAAAUGUCAAAGUUUGAAGAACCAGACAUUCUUUUUAACAUGCUGAACUGUCUGAAGAUCCUGUGUCUUCAUGGGGAAUGCCUGUAUAUAGCAAGAAAGGACCAUCCUCAAUUUCUCGCCUAUAUUCAAGAUCACAUGCUGAUUGCAAGCUUAUGGGGAGUUGUGAAGUCUGAGUUCUCUCAGCUUUCUUCCCUGGCAGUCCCACUUCUUCUUCAUGCACUUUCGCUUCCCCAUGGAGCUGACAUUUUCUGGACAAUCAUAAACAGCAAUUUCAACAGCAAAGAUUGGAAGAUGAGAUUCGAAGCAGUGGAGAAAGUGGCUGUGAUGUGCAGAUUUUUGGACAUUCACUCUGUGACAAAAAACCACCUACUGAAGUAUUCUUUGGCUCAUGCAUUCUGCUGUUUCCUGACUGCUGUGGAAGAUGUCAACCCAGCAGUAGCUACAAGAGCCGGGCUAUUACUCGACACUAUAAAGAGGCCAGCUUUACAGGGUCUCUGCCUCUGCCUUGAUUUCCAGUUUGACACAGUUGUCAAGGACAGGCCCACCAUUCUUAGUAAGCUUUUGCUACUGCAUUUUCUAAAAGCAGAUAUUCCAGCUUUGAGCUGGGAGUUCUUUGUGAAUCGCUUUGAGACCUUGUCUCUGGAAGCACAGCUUCACCUGGACUGCAACAAAGAAUUCCCUUUCCCAACAACUAUCACUGCUGUCCGGACAAAUGUCGCCAACCUCAGUGAUGCAGCAAUGUGGAAGAUCAAGAGGGCUCGUUUCGCACGUAAUCGUCAGAAGAGUGUGCGUUCCCUGAGGGACAGUGUGAAGGGACCAGUGGAGUCAAAGAGAGCGCUCUCCCUUCCAGAAACCUUAACCACCAAAAUUCGACAACCCUCCCCAGAGAAUGAUAACACAAUAAAAGACCUGCUGCCAGAAGAUGCUGGGAUUGAUCACCAGACUGUCCACCAGCUGAUUACUGUGCUAAUGAAGUUCAUGGCAAAGGAUGAGAGCAGCGCUGAGUCGGACAUCAGCAGUGCUAAAGCUUUCAACACAGUCAAGCGCCAUCUGUAUGUCCUGCUUGGUUAUGAUCAGCAGGAAGGAUGCUUCAUGAUUGCACCACAGAAAAUGCGUGUUUCGACCUGCUUUAAUGCCUUUAUUGCUGGAAUAGCACAAGUGAUGGAUUAUAACAUCAACCUGGGAAAACACCUUCUUCCCUUGGUGGUGCAGGUGUUGAAAUAUUGCUCUUGUCCUCAGCUAAGGCAUUACUUUCAGCAGCCUCCUCGCUGCUCCCUCUGGUCCCUCAAACCUCACAUUCGGCAGAUGUGGUUAAAGGCUUUGCUUGUCAUUCUCUACAAGUACCCCUACAGAGACUGUGAAAUCAGCAAGAUUGUACUUCACCUAAUCCACAUCACAGUCAAUACCCUCAACGCUCAGUAUCACAGCUGCAAGCCCCAUGCAACUGCUGGUCCUUUGUAUAGUGACAACAGUAACAUAAGCCGAUACAGUGAAAAGGAGAAAGGUGAAAUAGAGCUGGCUGAAUAUAGAGAGACGGGGGCCUUACAAGACAGUAUUCUACGCUGUGUGAGAGAAGAAAGCAUUCAGAAAAAAAAACUGCGCUCUCUAAAACAAAAAUCUCUUGAUAUAGGGAAUGCAGACUCCCUGUUGUUUUCAUUAGAUGAGCAUCGCAGGAAGUCCUGCAUAGACCGGUGUGACUUAGAAAAACCACCUGUCCCUGCUGCUUACGCCAUACACAGGCAGAGUGAUUAUGGACGAUCUCGGCAGAAUUCAUCUACUAAAGCUGAAAAUAUAGAAACACAAGAAAAUCUUCCUCAUACAGAGAGUUUCCAGGAAACGAGAAGACCUGUCAUACCAGAAGUUAGGCUAAACUGCAUGGAAACCUAUGACGUGAAAGUGGACUCUCCGGUUAAACCUGCUGGUCCCAAGGAAGAUUUAGAUCUGAUAGAUUUGUCCUCUGACUCAACAUCGGGUCCUGAAAAGCAUUCAGUACUCUCCACUUCAGACAGUGACUCUUUAGUCUUUGAACCACUUCCUCCCCUUAGAAUAGUGGAGAGUGAUGAAGAAGAAGAAACAACAAACCCGCUGAAUGAUGAGGUCUCCGGCAAAACUGCUGCUUCAUCUCCCUCAACUCCUAUCAAUGUCUCUGCACUCAGCCUCAGCACAACUCCACUGGUCCAGUUCAGCAUUGAAGAUUGCUCCAAAGACUUUAGUUCUAAGGAUUCGAGCAACAAUGCUUCAGCGGGAAUAGAUGAGAUCCUUUCUACUUCUCCCAAAGAUCAAAAGGGCUCUUCAGAGUUAGUUAAGUUAGAAGAACUUCAGGACGUGUCCUCUGGGAACCCACUAACACUGAAACAGAAACGGGACCUGCUGCAGAAGUCAUUUGCCCUUCCAGAAAUGUCCCUUGAUGAUAGCUCCGAGAUCAGCGUGGAGGAAAUUAGACCCAGUGGAACAAUUCCAAGCCCAAAUGUAAAGACAGUCCUGAUUAAAGUCCCCGAAGAUUCUGAAAACCAAACAGAAAGUGAUAAACUUGAUACCAACACAGAGUCUGACACUGAACAAAACACGGAGCAGAAACAAGAAGAGGAGACUGAGGAGUCGGAAUUUAAGAUUCAGAUUGUUCCUCGCCAGAGGAAGCAGAGGAAGAUUGCUGUGAGUGCUAUUCAGAGAGAAUACCUGGACAUUUCCUUUAACAUCCUCGACAAGCUGGGAGAGCAGAAGGAGGCAGAUCCUGCUGCCAAAGGACUUUCAACACUGGAAAUGCCAAGAGAGUCAUCAUCUGCACCGACCCUUGAAGCAGGUGUCCCGGAGACAAGUAGUCACUCUUCCAUAUCAACUCAGUUCAGACAAAUGAAAAGAGGCUCUUUGGGAGCUCUGACAAUGAACCAGCUAAUGAAGAGGCAGCUGGAACACCAGUCUAGUGCUCCCCACAAUAUCAGCACUUGGGAUACUGAGCAGAUACAGCAUGGAAAACGGCUGUGUAAUGUCCCUGUCUGCCUAAACCCUGACUUGGAGGGACCACCAUUAAGAAUCAGAGGUGCCACAAAAUCUAGCUUGCUGUCAGCACCCAGUAUAGUCAGUAUGUUUGUACCUGCACCAGAAGAAUUUGCUGAUGACCAGCCCACCUUGAUGACUGACAAGUGCCAUGACUGUGGGGCUAUUCUUGAAGAAUAUGAUGAAGAAACGCUGGGCCUGGCCAUAGUCGUGCUCUCAACCUUCAUUCACCUUAGUCCAGAUUUGGCUGCUCCUCUGCUGUUGGACAUUAUGCAGUCUGUAGGAAGGUUGGCAUCAAGUACCAGUUUCUCUAAUCAAGCAGAAAGCAUGAUGAUCCCUGGAAAUGCUGCAGGUGUGGCCAAGCAGUUCCUCCGCUGUGUGUUCCAUCAGCUGGCUCCCAAUGGCAUUUUCCCCCAGCUCUUCCAGAGCAAUAUUAAAGAUGGAAGUUUUUUACGGACCUUGGCCACGUCUCUUAUGGACUUCAGUGAACUGAGUUCCAUUGCUGCUCUGAGCCAGCUGUUAGAGGGUUUAAACAACAAAAAGAAUUUACCAGCAGGGGGUGCAAUGCUACGCUGUUUGGAAAAUAUUGCUACCUUUAUGGAAGCUUUGCCGAUGGAUUCACCUAGCAACCUCUGGACCACUAUCAGUAAUCAGUUUCAGACCUUCCUUACUAAACUCCCCUGUGUUUUGCCACUUAAGUGUUCUUUAGAUUCUAGUUUAAGAAUCAUGAUUUGCUUGCUGAAGAUACCUACCACAAGUGCCACCAGGAGUCUUCUGGAGCCUUUUUCAAAAUUACUAAGCUUUGUAAUUCAGAAUGCUGUCUUCACUCUGGCCUACCUGGUGGAACUGUGUGGUUUGUGCUACAGAGCCUUCACUAAGGAAAGGGACAAAUUCUACUUGACGCGCAGUGUGAUAUUGGAGUUACUGCAGGCACUCAAGUUAAAGUCACCCUUACCAGACAUGAAUCUGCUGCUGUUGGUGCAGUUUGUUUGUGCAGAUGCUGGAACAAAACUAGCUGAGUCAACAAUCUUGCACAAACAGAUGAUUGCCUCUAUGCCUGGAUGUGGAACAGCAGCGAUGGAAUGCAUGCGGCAAUAUGUUGGGGAAGUGCUGGAUUUCAUUGCAGAUAUGCAUACCUUAACCAAAUUAAAGAGUCACAUGAAGACUUGUUCUCAGCCACUGCAUGAAGACACGUUUGGUGGACACCUGAAAGUUGGUUUAGCUCAGAUCGCUGCUAUGGAAAUCACACGGGGAAACCACAGAGACAACAAAGCUGUGAUCCGAUAUUUGCCUUGGCUUUACCAUCCUCCUUCUGCAAUGCAACAAGGGCCCAAAGAGUUCAUAGAAUGUGUCUCACACAUUCGUUUGCUGUCCUGGCUGCUUCUGGGGUCUCUGACACACAAUGUUGUCUGUCCAAAUUCUCCAGCGUCUUGCAUGCCUAUUCCACUGGAUGCGGGUUCACAAAUUGCUGACCACCUUAUUGUUAUUCUGAUUGGGUUUCCAGAGCAAUCAAAGACAUCUGUUCUACACAUGUGUUCCCUCUUCCAUGCAUUUAUAUUUGCUCAGCUCUGGACAGUGUACUGUGAACAAACAGCAGUAGCUCCGACAGUCCAGAAUCAGAACGAAUUUAGCUUUACAGCAAUCCUUACAGCCCUGGAGUUCUGGAGCCGAGUGACACCUAGCAUCCUACAGCUAAUGGCACAUAACAAAGUGAUGGUGGAAAUGGUGUGCCUGCAUGUGAUUAGCUUAAUGGAGGCUUUACAGGAAUGCAACUCUACUAUCUUUGUGAAGCUCAUACCAAUGUGGUUGCCAAUGAUACAGUCAAAUCUCAAGCAUUUAUCUGCCGGACUCCAGCUACGCCUCCAAGCCAUCCAGAGCAAUGUCAACCAUCACAGUCUAAGGAUGUUGCAGGGGUCGGGACAAAUGAACAAUAGCUCAUCUGUGCUCCGCAAAUGGCUACAGUGUACCCAGUUUAAAAUGGCUCAAGUGGAAAUUCAGUCAUCAGAAGCUGCAUCUCAAUUUUAUCCUUUAUGAUUCACGUAAUUUGUUCCAAAUGUUAAUUUUUAGCCUAGCAAUAACAGGGUUAGAGCUGUAAAAGACCUUUUGUAUAAAUCAGUAUACAGAGUAUAUACUGUAUCUAUACUUUUUAGCCUAGCACAGAUUGUGGAAAAGCUUAUAAUAGGUGAAGCUAAGAGCCUGAUCCUGCCAGUCCUUAAUUACACUUACUCAGAAUCAACAGGUUCUCAAGUCUGCAUUCAUGAACAUGCAUUUGCAGGACUGGACUCAAAUCUACCACACUGUAUAUAUCUCUCUGAUCAUUGAAAUAUCUUGUUCUUAAAUGUUUCUUUACAUUAUUUUUGAAGCUAAGACAAAAAUCACUUUUCUUUAACUUCUAUUUUUUUUAAAAAUAGAGUUGUGGUUAUUCACAAACAUAUGGAAGUGCCAUGUUGCUAUUUUUUGACGAUAACAAAAGAAAACAGGGUUUUUAGGAACCUUUAUAGAAGUUUUUUUUUGGGGGGGUGUCUCUUUUUUUUUAAAUUCACAGCUGGCAAUGCAAUAAAACCUGUCACUAUAAAACAGGGAUGUUCUAAUGAGGCUUUUUGUCAUCAUCUUCUGGGAAAACAGCAGCUUGUAAGGAGAGUUAUUAUAAAGUGCACUUAGAAAUUAGGUUGUUAAACUGUGCCAAUUCAUUUGUCUUUUUCUUCAGUACUGUUUUCCAAAACUGCCAAGUCCAAUUUUUAAUUUUUUGAAAUAUUGCUUUUACUUCAUUGAUUCUGUGCUGCUCUUCUUUGUAGGUUUCAUAGAAGCCUCUUUAAUUUUGUGACUACUGUAUUGUAUUCUUUUGUCAAUACUUGUAUACAGUGCAAUUAAAAGUGGAUAUCCCAGAUGUAUUCUUAUUGAUGUCUACAGAAAUUGUGUUGCAGACUUCAAGAGGAGCAUGAUUGGAUCUGAACUUUUGGAUAAAAAUAUUUACAAAUCACAGUAUUUGCAUACUAUUGUAUUAAACAUGAUGUUUAAUAACAGAUGGAUUUUAAUAUCAUUAAGGGACUCAGCCAAAGCCCGUUUGAAUUUAAAAAGACUCAAUUAAUUCAGUGGAUUUUACAUAAAAUCUUGAGAGCACCGUGAUUUACCACCUCUUGUAAUUAAUACUUAAAUCUGUGCAGUCACGGUUCUAUUUUCUGUAUUGAUUCCUGUAAUGCACUGAUUAGAAGAAUAACAAACACACAUUUAAGUUGUGCAUUAGAAUGCUAUUAAAUUCCUAGCCUUUAUUAC